Molecule: messenger RNA, 5205 nt
Organism: Topomyia yanbarensis
Lineage: Eukaryota; Metazoa; Arthropoda; Insecta; Diptera; Culicidae
Product: A disintegrin and metalloproteinase with thrombospondin motifs like
Exons: 14
Coding region: 1931-4252 (773 amino acids)
Biological process (GO): proteolysis
Molecular function (GO): metalloendopeptidase activity
Source: RefSeq, a predicted model, not a curated record
UUCAGGUCAGACUCUGCGGAGGAGGCGAGCGCGCGCGCAAUCGUGCGACAUCACGACGACGAAUCGAGUGUUGCGCCGCCUUUGUAGAACAAUCUCUCAGAAGUCGUUGGCAAAAGGUCGUCUCGGUUUUCGAGGCUGCACGGGUGUAGUUGUGACGAGGUACGUGUGCCCACCGCCGAAUCGCUCGGGUCGACCUGGCUCUGCUGAGUUUCGCACGCGAUCACUUAGUAGACUGCUGGGAGCAACCGCGAAUCGAUCGCACCUCGAACUCUCGAACGGAAGGUGUCUCCGCUCGGGUUCAGAUUUUCAUGGAUUAGUUAACGUGUAACCGUCGCCCCGAUAAGCUCGCUGUUCUGGAAGUGGUGCGGUUCUUACUGGUGGUGCAGUUGUUUGCCGAAACGGUGUUCUCAGUGAAGUGUUCGGAGUUUUUGUGCUUUCUACAAACAUUGUAUGGGUGAUGCAAGGUAGUUAGUUCGUAGUCAAAGUUUAAUUGGUUUGCAGUUUUUUGAAGUGUCGGAAAAGAACUAUUAUGCUUGGCAGUGAACACUGUGGGAGAAAGUGAAUCGAUUUUCUUCUCGAGAAGAGACGCAGCUUUUCGAUAAGCGAACCAAAGUGUUUUGCCUCUUUCAACUGCAUCAACAACGUGGUUCACCCUUUUCUUUGCCACUCAGUUGGUCAGCACGCGUGCGUUGAAAUAAAAGUGAAGUUUUGCACUUUUUCUUCGCGGCCAGUGAAGGCAAAAUAAACUACUAAUAAAAAUAUACACAUAAACGUACAGCUCGGUUUGAGCCUCGCUGCGCUGCACGAACUGCGUGGAAACAUAGGAACGGUUUGGACGGUUAGUAAAACCAGCUGAGAGUGACCGUUUGUGAAACAAGUUACUUAGCAGUUCGACGCAGCUCCAUUUUUUCACAUCUCCAUCGCAACGAAAAAAAAAGUAUCAACAUACACUCGGUGCUGGAAAUAGUCUCUCGAGCUCACCCCGAAUACGAGACUUGUGCGAUCAUCAGUUCCGCGAUGCAAUGAGAAAGAUUUCACCUUCUACCCAUCCACCCCCGAACGGAUUUCUUCCUAGCUGAAAGUGUUUUAUUCCGUAAAAUUAAAUGCAAAACAAAACGGUGGAAAUAAUAAAAAUCAAAACUGGAAUUAUUUAACACAUCAGAAAAGUGAAGCAGUGUGCAAGUGGAGGUUGCAAAAGCAGAAGCGCAGAAAGUGAACCAAUUAGGGGCUUAAAACUAAACAAGAUCGGCCCCGGAGACCGCUGACAGACUGACGGUUUUCCAUCCCCUUUCUUCUGUCGAUGGCAAACUUUACGUAAUUCUCUUCUGUUUUCGUAGCCGGGACCGGUGACGAAGGAAAACGAAAGACGCCUGACCAGACCACGACCCAUCGCGAUGGUCUGAAAUCGAAACCGGAGGCAAAGUGACGAAGAGCAGAAAAAGUUAUGGGAAGUGUUCGAUUAGUGGGAAAUUAGAUAAAUAUUGUUGUUUUUUGCGAAAAAAAACCUUCACACUUAGGGUAAGAAGUGGUGAAAAUAGAGAAGAAAAUAAUAAUUUGAUUAAGUGAAAACGUUGCAGAAGCGAAACAGGAGGGCAAAAAACCAACAUCCGAGAGUGACCGAGAUCAAGUAUGGGUAAAUUGUUAGUUUUCGCAUGAGCUGAGGGACAAUAGAACACCGAGUGGAUGAUUGAAAGUGCAACGGAAAACCGGAGCAUUUGAAGGAGUUGAUUUGGUGGAAUAGUGUUUGAUAUGGAAACAGUGAAUUGAUUGAUCGAAAGGAAAUUUUGUCGGUCGGUGGUUUCGUGAUUUUAACAAUCUUUCGGUUCAAACAGCGCAGAAAAGUGGUGCCUGGUGGCGAAAAUUACGGAGAAAUAACUCAUCAAUGAUCAUCGAUUUUGGUGUUUGAUUGAAAAAUACCCCCACCGCCAAGAUGACGCGGCUUGGCUUCUACAUAGCGGCGUCAUGGACAAUAUUUUGCACCUACAGUUUUGCCAUGCCAGAUAUCCACCGACAGAUGUCCACGGCCCAGCUGCAGGAGGUUUUUCACGUGGACCAUCCCGACGCGGUGCCAAACUACGAGUUAGUCCAGUUGACACACCACACCAAUCAACCGGCGUUGCACAAACGGCGUAAACGAUCAAUAGAGACAGAUACCAGUCCAGGAGGAAGUGGUAAUGGCCUUUUACAGCCGGGUGACCCGGGACACCACCACGUGAAGAAAGAUUUGAGCAAAGUGAGGUUUAGUGAGAAAGUAAGUGAAAGCCUAGUUCCGGCGAAGAAACGAAAGGCGGCUCCGGCCGCCAGUAACAGCAGCAUCGAGCAGGAACCGAUCCUGCCGGAAAUGCUACCACAGCAGCCAAACCGAGCGCCAGCUGCUGACGAAAGUGAUAGUGAUAGCAAUAAGAUUAGUGAUGUUAGCAUUCGUGACAUCAAAAAGCAUAAGGUGUCAUUCAGUGCGUUCGGUGAAGACGUUAAUCUGACGCUGGCGAAAACCGAAGGGUUAUUCCAAGAUGGCGCACAUUCGUUGCGAAUGUGGAAUGUGAGGGUUGAUCCCAACGCGACCCAGGGUCUCGUGUACGAGGAGAUACAUGAAGAGAAUCCACCAGCAGAAGACUCAUUUGGUAAUAUUUACCAAGAUCAGCAGAAAAUGGCUGCAAUAUUGAUGCGAAAGCAUCUGGAGAGCGGCGAUCUUAUGAUGGAAGGUAGUAUAGGACACCAACUUGUGAUAAAACCAGUGCCAACCGAAAUCUCCCAGGCGGAGGAUGGUAGCGUUCAUCAUGUUAUUUAUAAGCGAACAGUGUCAGAAGAGGAUCAAAACGAUGAAACUAGUGAUUAUGCAUUCAUGGAGCCGGACCGGCUGCAAAAGCGAUUUCGCACCAAGCGAAGUCCACAGGAGUAUUACAAAUCGUCGCGGGCGAUCGAUACCACCAUCUAUCCGGAAAUUCUGGUGAUAGUGGAUUACGACGGUUACCGGUUACACGGUGGAGACAACGUUCAGGUAAAGCGAUACUUCGUCUCGUUCUGGAACGGCGUGGACCUGCGGUAUCGACUGCUGAAGGGACCGAGGAUUCGCAUCAGCAUUGCCGGGAUCAUCAUCUCGCGGGGUCGCGAUGCCACUCCGUACCUGGAACGGAAUCGAGUAGGACGCGAUGCAAUCGAUUCUGCCGCUGCCCUCACCGACAUGGGCAAGUAUCUAUUCCGAGAGCGAAGACUGCCGGUGUACGACAUUGCGGUUGCCAUCACGAAACUAGAUAUGUGUAGAAGACAGUAUGCAAAUGACGCGUGUAAUCGCGGUACCGCAGGCUUCGCAUACGUCGGAGGCGCCUGCGUCGUGAACAAGCGGCUGGAGAAGGUCAACAGCGUUGCCAUCAUCGAGGAUACCGGCGGUUUCAGCGGUAUUAUUGUGGCAGCCCAUGAAGUUGGUCAUUUGCUUGGGGCAGUGCAUGACGGAUCACCGCCACCGAGCUACCUCGGAGGUCCGGGAGCGGAAAAGUGCCGCUGGGAGGAUGGUUACAUCAUGUCCGAUCUGCGUCAUACCGAUCGGGGCUUCCGCUGGUCACCAUGCAGUGUUCAAAGCUUUCAUCAUUUCCUCAAUGGUGACACCGCAAGUUGCCUACACAAUCCACCUCACGAAGACGAGGCGCUGGGUCGGGCCCUACCUGGAACAUUAAUGACACUGGACGCACAGUGCCGUCGAGAUCGUGGGACUUCGGCCUGUUUCAAGGAUGAACGAGUUUGCGCUCAGUUGUUCUGCUUUGACUCAGCCAGCGGGUACUGCGUUGCAUACCGACCCGCCGCCGAAGGGUCCACCUGCGGUGAUGGACAACACUGUUUGGAUGGUAGAUGUGUAGCCGAACAUGAGAACAUAAUUCCAGACUACUCGCAACAUACGCCGUCGUACGCGAGGUUCAACCAGCAAGCUGUUAAAUAUAACUAUGACGACAAGUCGGGUCAACAGGAAGAUUAUAGUGAACCAUCUAGUAGCACGACGUCUACAACAGCCAGCACUGCCAGCACCACAACAACGACAACCUCCUCCACAACAACAACCACCACCACCACCACAACAAGCACACCACCACCGCCGCCACCGACUUCGACGAGGAACUAUUACCAAUAUUUCAACCACAAAUCCACGAUGGAUGAUGAGGACCAACGAUACAAGAAUUUCAUGAAUGCCAUCAAACGAAAGCGAUUACAACAUCUGAAGGAGCAGCUGCAGCAGCAGGAAAUCGUCAGCAAUCAGCAGUGACCGAGAGGAAAAACAAAUCACACAAACAAUCCAAAAUAGGCUUUAAUUUACGGCGGAGACUGACCGAGUCCUGGCUGCUAACUGAGACUCCACAAUUGUAUGAUAGCAUUUUAUACCGCGAGGUGAACAGAGAUCCAGUCUGUUACUAUUUUUUUUCAACUUCUAUGUUCAACCACCACCUACUUAUACAUAAUGUCCUUUCGGAAACGUACGACAGGAAGCGAGUAUCGGUGAAAGAUCAUUCAACGUUUUCACAUAUCACGCGCAGCAUCACACAUUUCCAAACCAUUCGUGUAGGACUAACUAAAGUAAAGCAAAAAUUAUACACUAUAAGACGACAUAAUUGUAUAUGUAGGAGGAAAAUCGAGUAAUUAGCGAAUAGUGAUGAGUGAUGGAAGAAAACAUACUUUAAAUUAUGAAGCAAAACAUUCAAAACAAUGUGAUAUCCAAUUGUGCAAAUAGGCGAAAGAACUAUAACUUCGAAUGCAAGGUAGUGUAAAGAGUCUUAUUGUUAGUUAUUUUAGUAUUAAGAAACGUGGCAUAAUUUUUGAUAAAUUAUGUAUCAAUUUCAAAUUAGUGCCUUAAGAAAGCCGUACAACAAAUGUGAGUAAACGAAACAAUCGACACAAUAUAGAUCGGCUGAGGAUGUUCAGCCAAAAAAAAAACAUACCCAGAAUUGACCAACCACAGCCUAGUGGUUAAGUGGUAAAGAUGAGUUCAAAACCAGAAAUAAAUGUUUCAGAAAAUUCUAGCAAAAAAAAAUAAAAAAAUAUCAAACCGCAAAUCGCAACCUAUUUUAACAAGUUGUAACUAUUUAUUACGGAUGAUAUUCAUCACAUUUUCGGUCAAUUGAUACGUCUGGUUCAGUUGAGAUACUCAAACAAUACACACAUCGCUUACUUGAAAACUGCUAAAUCUAUCGAUACAAAUCAAUAAAACAAACUUUCAUUUGA